This is a messenger RNA of Eremomyces bilateralis CBS 781.70, 3830 nucleotides long. RefSeq lists its product as uncharacterized. The coding region runs from base 216 to 3830 and encodes 1204 amino acids. Lineage: Eukaryota; Fungi; Ascomycota; Dothideomycetes; Eremomycetales; Eremomycetaceae. The record is from RefSeq and is a predicted model, not a curated record. The transcript is spliced from 3 exons.
CAUCUGGAUCGUUCAAUUGCAUGCUCCCACAUCUGAACAUCAUACACGGUUGUCGCAACGCGAUUAAACGCGUCAAUCGCUCAUUCUCCCCUUAUGGAAAUCGACCCCGGUGGAUGAUGGGCCGAGCUAUUGACCAUCGUUGAAUACUCGGCGCGUCGAUGCUGAUUACAGCCAAACCCCCAACCGAUCCUCUUCACUCUUCAUGAACCGCCCCGAUGCCGGCGAAUCGCCCCCGUGCGGCUUUUGAGCCCAUUCCCCCGGCAUUCGACCUCCAUCGCCUCGUGGAAGAGACCCCAAACUUCCAAUGGGUCGACCGGAUUUCAUUCGAUAGGGUGCAGGAGCAACCCGCAGAGGUAUUCGACAAGCUCAUCCUGCUCCAUGUGAUUCAAGGCGGGAAACCUCUGGUUAUAGAGGGAUUGAACGAGUCCCUGGAUGCAUGGACGUUUACGGAGCAGUGGCUACGGUCGAAUCACGGAGAUAAAGUCGAAAAUGCGCGAAACAUCACGUUGAAGGAUAAUAUCCCGCUCACGAUAGGCCAUUACCUGAAGCACAUGGGAAUUCUGACGGAACAGUUCUUCGAAAGCGCAAACAAUUACCGCGACAAAAACCGUCAACGAAUAUAUUUAAAAGACAUCGACUGUCCACCCGUAUGGGCCGAUAAGCUGAAGGACGUGAUACCUCAUAGGCUCUUCUACCUAAAUGAGAGCACGGGCGAUGUCGGCGGAGCCGGCGCGAUAGACGAAUUCUCCUCUAUCGGCGUCCGCAAAGGGAGAGGAAUUGCCACCGCCGGAGACCUGAUGAGUAGUCUCCCACCGGAGAUGAGGGCCGAAAAUCUUAUGUGCUACAUUGGACAUGAGGGGACCUACACGCCUGCCCAUCGCGAGAUGUGCGCUUCGCUCGGCCAGAAUAUCAUGGUGGAGGCGUCAGGCAAAGUUGGCGACAAUGGGAAAGCGGAAAGACCUGGGAGCUCCAUCUGGUUUAUGACCGAGACCAAAGACCGUCACACCGUCCAGGAAUAUUGGCUGUCGGUUCUUGGGCACGACAUCGAGGUGGAAACCCACUUCGCGCAGAUGAUGGCCUGGAAAAAGGCCCCCUUUCAGACCUACGUGGUCGAACAAAAGCCCGGCGACUUCAUUCUCAUCCCUCCGCUCGCGCCGCACCAAGUCUGGAAUCGAGGGACGCGCACAAUGAAGGUUGCCUGGAAUCGGACCACGGUGGAAACGCUCGAAUUGGCCUUCAAUGAAGCCUUGGUGAAUUCCAGGAUGGUUUGCCGCGACGAGCAGUACAAGAACAAGGCGAUUGUGUACUUUACCCUGCUGAAAUAUUCGCAACUCCUCCGGCGCGUGAAGACACAGAUUGAACGGAAUGAUGCGGACGCCGAGAACCUUUUUCGUUCGAAGAAGGUCAGGCAAGUCAAGAAAGACUUUGUCAAACUGUUCAAACUCUUCAAAAGCAUCGUGAUAUCGGAAAUGUUCUCCCCUAAUCGACCGACGGAGAAACCUGAAUAUAUCCAAUUUGAUGGCAAUGUCACAUGCAGCUAUUGCCGUGGAGACGUCUUCAACCGCUUCUUGACUUGCAAGACCUGUAUGGAUGUUGGCACUGGUGUUGAUGAACCCUACGACAUAUGCAUGGAAUGCUACGUCAUGGGCCGCAGCUGUAAAUGCCAGUCUGGCUACCAAUGGGUCGAGCAAUGGAAAUGGAAAGAGCUGACACAUCGCUACGAAGAGUGGCGCCGGCAAAUCAUUGAAUUUGAGGGUGGUGUUACUAGAAAUACGCCACAGAGUUUGGAAGAGGAGCGAGAGUUGUAUCACCCGCGAAAUUUGGCGGAAUUAUGCCAGGAACAACUGGAACUACGCCCGUGGGUGGACGUCAACAGUCAAGAACCGGAGCGGGUUCUGGAGGAAUUGUCGGACGAGGAGAUACCGUUUGGAGGCGAUGGUCGCGUCAAGAAGCGAGUGAACCGAAAGCCGAACCCUGGAGAUUACGAUGUGCGAUGCCACGUCUGCCUUCGCUUCCAUCCGCGCUGGAUGGUCCAGAUUUGCACUGGCUGUGAACGUCCGUGGUGCUACGGGACCCUCUGGCGGGCCCACGAUAAGAUGCCACAAGAAGUGAUGGAAGACAAGUUUUGGGAGUGUCCACAUUGCAAAAAAGAAUGCAAUGCGGGAGCUUGCCGUAAGGACCCACGACAAACGCCCUAUGAGCCAAAGGGAACGCUACUCGGUCAUGACACAAAGAAAAUUGCCGAUAUGAGAAGCGUGGAGGUCUUGGUUGACUUCUCAAAGGCAAAUCUUAAUUGGUUAGGCGAGAAGCCGGCUGGGACGCCGGGCAAUAACAUUCGACUCGAGCGGAGACGAGAAGAGGCCGAAAGAGCUAAACGGGACGAUCCGUUGCAGGACGACGAUGAUCAUGAUUUGGCCGAUGGCACACCUCAAAUCUCCUUUGAACCCGACGGAGACACACUGAUCGAUCCUCGCCUUGAAGGGACCGCGGCAAUAUCAGGGGAAAACAACGGGCUGCCAGGUGAAGGAAAUGGGAAUAGCGAUUCCUCCCUCUUCCCAGACCUUCUAAAUCCGAAAAGCAAGAAGCGGAGCCGGUUCAGUGAAGCUAAUGGCGGACUCCAGAAGAAGCGAAAAGCCGACGAAGCUGGAUCGAAUGGCGCCCCAAAGAAGAUUGCAUCGAAGCAAUAUCAGCAAGAACAGGAGAAGAAGCGCCUUGAUAAGGCUAAGAAAGAUGGCCGUUAUAUUCAGACGCUUGCGGCGAUGCGCGGCAAGAGAAAAUUAAUCAAAUUGAACCUGCAGCCGGAUAAUUUCAGAACCAAGCUGCUGGAGAUUCAAGCGGCAAAACGGAAAGGCGCGCCCAAUAAUUCCCAACCUUCGACGAAACCCCGGAAGACCACCACGCUUCUUCAGUCCGACAUUACCCAAGCGAAUGAGCUACAAUUGGGCACCCCGUUCGAUAUGCGGCCCAAGAAACCGGCGAACAUUUUCAAAGCUCGCGUGGAGGAGGACGCUGAGUAUCGAUCUAGAGCUCGACCAAAGAAAAACAAGUUGGAUGCAGUACCGUCUGCGUCAAGACCAAGGACGAGGGUUCAACAGUUCGAGGACAUCGAAGUCGACUCCGACGAGGAAAUGACUGAGGUGCUUCCGAAGAAAGACCGCCGCCGUGAGCGCCGAGGGUCAGGUGACAACGAUAUCCCGGACGAGCUUCCGGACAACUGGAAGGACGGGAUGGCCAACCCACGUCGUAAUAAGACCUCCACGAACGGAGGCGAUCGUCGUCCCACGAUGGCCCAGAAAGCGCUGAGGAUCCGACCCUCUGGCACUGGUGCGAGCGCCGAUAACAUAAACGUGGACGGUACAGCGAGCGAUACUGACUCGGUCCUGGACAGCCCAGACCGUAAACGUGGCAACGAGAGCCACCGAGCUACGGCGAAGUCAACCGGCGACCCGUCGGGCACGGCGAAUUCCAUCGCGCAGUCGGCCGCGAAGAUGCUGGGGGAAGAGAAUCGACGUGUCAAGCUGCUUGCCGCGCGUUGGGCCGAAGGGGAAGAUGUGACCAUGAACGACAGUCCCGACGCCGCAAGCGUGGGCGCUCCUGGUCCGACGAUGAAAAAGACGCGAAAGUCGGGGAGACCACGGGCGGGCCCGGCGAGUAAAGUCAAGCAGAGCGUGCCGGCCAAAGGGCGGACUGUCACAGAGACUACGAUUGAAAUCUCGAGCGGCGAGAGUAGCGAUGAUAGCAGCGAGAAUGAGAUCCCGUCGGGACUGGCGACGCCGAAUGGCCGGGUGGCAUCUUCAAAGGUUGUCGAUGUAUGGGUUAAGCGGCUCUGA